Molecule: messenger RNA, 576 nt
Organism: Puma concolor (puma)
Lineage: Eukaryota; Metazoa; Chordata; Mammalia; Carnivora; Felidae
Gene: SDHD
Product: succinate dehydrogenase complex subunit D
Biological process (GO): mitochondrial electron transport, succinate to ubiquinone; tricarboxylic acid cycle
Cellular component (GO): mitochondrial envelope; membrane; respiratory chain complex II (succinate dehydrogenase)
Molecular function (GO): ubiquinone binding; heme binding
Source: RefSeq, a predicted model, not a curated record
GGGUGACCUUGAACCUUCGGGAGAAAGAUGGCGAAUCUCUGGCGGCUGGGUGUCCUGUGUGGUGCGCAAGGAGGCCGAGCUCUGUUUCUCCGAAUUCCAGUAGUCAGACCUGCUUAUGUCUCAGCAUUUCUCCAGGACCAACCUACCCCAGGACAGUGUAGAACACAGCACAUUCACCUGUCACCCAACCACCAUGCUGGUUCCAAGGCUUCAUCUCUCCACUGGACUGGUGAGAGGGUGGUCAGUGUUUUGCUCCUGGGCCUAAUUCCAGCUGCUUAUUUGAAUCCCAGCUCUGCGAUGGACUACUCCUUGGCUGCAGCCCUCACGCUCCAUAGUCACUGGGGCCUUGGACAAGUGGUUACUGACUACGUUCACGGAGAUGCUUUGCAGAAAACCGCCAAGGCAGGAGUUUUGGCCCUGUCAGCUUUAACCUUUGCUGGGCUGUGUUAUUUCAACUAUCAUGAUGUGGGCAUCUGCAAAGCUGUUGCCAUGCUGUGGAAGCUCUGACCUUUUUGACUUAAUACCACGAGAAUUGAUUGUACACCUCUUUGCCUCUGCUCUGUCAUGCCAUUGAAC